Molecule: messenger RNA, 5491 nt
Organism: Oncorhynchus kisutch (coho salmon)
Lineage: Eukaryota; Metazoa; Chordata; Actinopteri; Salmoniformes; Salmonidae
Gene: magixb
Product: MAGI family member, X-linked b
Exons: 17
Coding region: 171-4802 (1543 amino acids)
Biological process (GO): signal transduction
Cellular component (GO): cell-cell junction; cytoplasm
Molecular function (GO): protein binding
Source: RefSeq, a predicted model, not a curated record
UCGCGUCUGAGUGUCUCUACCGAAACGAUCGAUAACAGCUGUCAAUAAACUCGCGUAGUCCGAUUUCAAAUAGCUGGAAUUGAAUACAUUUAGAAUAGAAAAGUAUUUGCCAUUUAUUUUUUCAUAUUCAAUUGUGACCGUUGGGGUCAAGUGUAGUUUCGGUCGGGUCAAUGUAUAUAGACGCGUUUAAACGUCUCCUCGUUGAACGGCUAAAUUGCUUGAAAAGAAUGUGUGUAUGUCAGCGCCAAGGCAGCUCUUUUGCUAUGUCUAAGGCAGCCGUGAGGAAGCUGCACUGGCGCUCCAAGGUCCAGGAGAGCUUCAUCCCCCUGGUUGGUUCCUCUGGGGAACUGGGGGUGGCGGUGGGUGGCGGAGCUGACUAUGGAGAGUUCCCAUUCGUCACCUCAGCCCCCGGGGGCGGGUUCACAGUGGGCGACAUCAUCCUAGAGAUUGGGGGUACCCCUGUGUUAGGGAUGACACUAGGAGAUGUCCGGGGGGUCCUUAACUCCUGCCUCCAUCCCAUCCGCAUCAAGACGGUCUCACCAGGCUCUGCCUUGUGUAAGGACCUCAGGCUGUAUCUGAGUAAGUGCUUCACUCCAGGCUCCAUGGACAGCCAGCUUCAGCAGGUCAUCCGGGAGAACCUCUACCUCCGAGCAGUGCCUUGCACGACCAGACUGCCCCAUGAUGGGGAGAUCUCAGGGGUGGACUACAACUUUGUCUCCAUAGAAGAGUUCUUCUCUUUGGAGGAGUCAGGAGCUCUUCUGGAGAGCGGCAAGUUCAAAGGGAACUACUACGGCACCCCCCGGCCAGUACACAUUGGUCCAGAGAGUCCUCCCAUCACCUACCAGGAACACCGCAACCUGCUCCGGAACUUCCGAACACGCAGCAAGUCGCUUAGCAACCUGGAGAAAGCAGCCGAGGAGGGGGAGAACAGCGAGGAAGAUUCUGGCCUGUCAGGCAGGUUUACCAAAGACAGACUGUCCCGUGGAUUAGUGGGUAUCAGCAAUGCACAUCCCGUCUCCUUGUCCAGAGGGACCAUGGAGAAUGGCCAUGGCAGCACCCGUGCCAGGGUGCGAGCAGUGAUGCCUAAAAACUGGGAGGUGGCCUACAGCGACUCAGGAGAGCCUUUCUACAUAGACCAUAACUCCAAGAUGUCCAGCUGGCAGGAGCCUCGUGCACAGAGCAGCAGAGAGACAACGCUUGACAAAAAUACAUUACCAGGGUUCACAGACGAGCCAGGGGAGCUGAGGGGUUUCUCUAUCCACACACGCUUCUCUAAAGGUCCCAGGGGGUUUGGUUUCAACAUUGUGGGGGGCAGCAGAGCCAGGGAGUUCCUUCAGGUCUACAGUGUCACGCCAGGGGGACCUGGAGCUCUCAACACAGCAGAUAUCCUGGUUUACAUCAACGGCGUCUGUGUCCUGGGAACGUCCCACAAAGAAGUGGUAGAGAUGCUGAAGGCAGUUCCUGUGGGCCACAGUGUGGACAUGGUCCUCCGGAGGGGAUACCCCAUGCUCUACAACCCCGACGGCUGCCCCAAGCAGCCCCAUCCUGGGUUCACCGACAUCUGUGACCCCUUCCUCCCACCCACCACCACCCAGCCCCAGCCCUCACACCAGCGCCUCCCCCUCCUCCGCCCAUCCACAGCCCCAACCCAGACCCAGUAUCAUAAUCUCAACGGGGUCCUUUCUCACCACGAUGAGGUGGGUUAUAUGGGUCCAGGAGUGAGGCCAGGACUGGAUGCCAAUGGGAAUGCCACCUCCACAGCUACCCAACCACCAUCCUCUUACAGACACUCCAGCGGUCAUCUUGCUCACUCCGCUGACCCACCCUCGUACAGACGAUCCAGUCGCUACCUAUCUGAUUCCACUUCCCCUACACCACCCUCAUACAGACAAUCCAGUGGUAGCAUCACUCCCACCACCCCCCCGGUCCGCCCGCCCCACUCACUGAGGGGCCUCGCCCACCUGCAGGCCACUGACAACUGCCAGAGUGACAGCGAAGUGGUCUCAGCCAUCGGCUCACACAGGGCAUUCAUGAUCCGUAACCACAACAAUAACUCCCUCUCUACCCCCCCUCAGCCCCUGCGUUACAGAACCUCUAAGAGUGACCUGUCUGAGAGCGCCCUGUCCACCUCCUCCACCCUCCCUGUGUCCAGACUGCCCAUGCCCCAGUCAGAGACACCCCGUCUGUCGUCCUCCCCUGGUGGAGGGGCGUACUCCCGCCUCAUCAGGCCCCAGGCCUCCCUGCUGAGACCCCCUCCCACCCCUGACAGCCCCCACCUCAGCUUCAAUGGCUUCCAUGGCAAUACAAGCGGCAGCGGCAGCCCCAUAAGCAUCUCGUCUCCCGGGGCGAUGAGUCUGGGCAGUGGCUUUGGGGUGGGAGGUGGAGGGGAGCUGGUGCCAGUGGCCCUGGCUCAGUGUGAGGGUGGAGGGGGAAUGGGUUUCAGUGUGAUGGCCGGGGGACAGGGGGGCAGGCUGGCCCUUGUCAAGAGGGUCUGGGACAGGAAGCAGUGCUCCUCCCUACAGCCAGGGGAUGCCAUCAUGAAGAUCAACGGAGCAGACGUCCAGAGUCUCAGCUUUGCACAGGUACAACAGGUUCUCCAGGAACACACCAAACAAGGAGAAGUGGUCUUAUUGGUUCACAGAAGAGGUUCACACCGUUCUUCCAUCUCCCCCAACUCUAUGCAAAGAGUCCCCUCACCCCUCCUCUGCCCCCAUCCUCCACCCGUGACGUCAGACUACAAUCCUUCACCCCCUGCAGACGUCCUGAUCCUAACCCGUCCCUCCUCCACCCCUCCUCCCCCGGCCAUGGUGCGCUCCUCUCUGGUCCAGAGCACCAGUUUCCUGGAGUCAGUCCCAGUCACCCUCACCAUGGAACCCAAAGACUGGCUGAACGAGGGCAUGGAGGAUGAGGGGGACAGGGAGGUGGUGAUCCCAGGACCAGGGCAGGAGGGAGGGGGACGGAACCGUGUGCCCCGGGGGUUUGAUGUGGAGCUGAGGAGGAAGCCAGGAGAGGGGUUCGGAUUUGUCAUCGCUUCAGAGGAUGUAGAGAACAGGAAAGCCGCCUCGCUCCUCCCUCACCGGUUCGUGACGGUGCGUCGGGGCAGUCCUUCGGCGAGGAGCGGUCAGAUCCGACCCGGUGACCGGUUGGAGGCGGUCGAUGGGCGUUCUGUGGUGACCUUACCCCACCGGGAACUCGCCCAUAUCCUGCGCCGAGCUGGAAACACCCUACGCCUCACCAUCAUCCCCCGUCCUAGCACAUACUCAUCCAGCCUAUCAGAGACCGCAGACUAUGACCCCAAUUACAGAAGCAGAAAAGGGCACAGGUCACGACCCAAGCAUGACUCUAGGUAUUACAGUGUGGAUCUAGACCGCGGCCCAACAGGUUUUGGGUUCAGUCUGCGGGGGGGGGAUGAGUACAACAUGAGUCUGUACGUACUGGGACUGAUGGAGGGAGGACCUGCCUCACGCAGCCACAAAAUACAGGUAAGCGAUCAGUUGGUGGAGAUCAACGGGGACAGCACAGCAGGGAUGACCCACAGCUUGGCUGUAGAGCAGAUACGCAGGGGAGGACACCGCAUACACCUGGUGCUAAAGAAAGGCAACGGAUACGUACCAGAUUACGGCCGUGAGCGCAGAGUCACCUCCCCCUUCCUCCCACUGCAGCACCCCGAGGAGCAGAGUGUGGCUGCAGUAGACCUGGCCCGCCGGGCGAGCCGCAGCUACAGGUCCAAGGUGAAGAAGCGGGGGAGGUCUUCGAAAGGGAGAGAAAAGAAGCAGAAAGGAAGCAGGUCAGGGAGAGGCAGAAGCAGCAGCUCAGAGGGAGAGGAAGGAGCAGGGGAAGUGAGCCAUAGGCCUGAUUCAGACCCUGGACCUGAGAGACAGGAGGAGGAGGACAGUGAGACAGGAGGCAGCGGCCUGAGAGAGAGGACUCAGGUGAGAGGGAGGGAUAGGAGGAGGAAGAACAGGAACAAGGGAGGCUCUCACAGUUUACCCAGAGAUCCCCUAAGGAAACGUAACAACGAUAACAUACACAUAGAGGCAGAGAGGGGGGAUGAGAGAGGGAGGGAGAGAGAGAUGAGGAGAGAGAGAAAAAGGAAAAGCAGGAGUGAGGAGAGGGUCAGGAAGAGGGAGAACAGCAGGAAAACAGAGGAAGAGGAGGAGGUGAAGGAAAGAGAGGAGAAGAAGGAUAUGGAGGAAGAAGAGGUAGAAGAGGAGGAAGAAGAUGUAGAGGAGGUAGAUGCUUAUCUCCCUAUUACUAACAAAAGGCUGCCCAGGCCCAAGCAAGACUGGGAGGAAGAGGAUGUGGAAGAGAGGGAGAGGAAAAGGAGAGAAUGGGACAUGGAAAGAGAAAGGGAGUUGGAGAGUGAGAGAUUGAGGGACAGAGAGUGGAUGAGAGAGGAUGGGAGGUUGAGGGAGAUAAAGUGGGAGAGGAAGAGGAUAAAUGAUGAGGAAAGAGAAAGGUCUCAGUCCCUGAACAACCUGCUCUCCUUGGAGUCUCGUGUGGCCUCUCCACUACAGAGAGAUCCCUUCUCCUUCCUAACUCCCUCCUCUGAGCUGGAGCAUGCAGAGUCAGUAACCAGCCACUCAGAUGGCAGUGUGUAUGCUGCCAGUGUCUCCGGCCUCUCGCUGGCCCUCACAGAGGGGUCUGUUCUGGGGACCCCGGCCCUGCUGCUCCCAGGCCCCUGGCUCAAACCCAGCCAACAGAGGAUCACUGAGGUCAUACAGGAGAACAGGCUUGCAGGAGAACCGAGAAAAAGAGGGAGGGGAAGGGGAAGAGGAGUCAUGGAAGAAUCGGGAAUAUAGAUAGCAAAGCAAAAGUAUACAUGCUGUUUGAGGAAACGGUUAUCAUAUCAAGGGUUCAUGAUCAAGAAGAGUACCAAACUGUAUCCCCUCUUGUUAAACUAUACUCAACACAGUUGGUUUUAUUGUGACGCUUUUGAUAUGUCAUAUUAUUUAGUCAUAUUCUUUGUGCCUUUUGACAGCUGGUUUCUGACUGAUGUUACUGUUGACAAUGUCCACUUGUAAAUAUUUGAAGAUGUUCCAGUGGAACAGAAAUCAGUUUCUCUCCUCUCCUCUGUGGAAAUCCCCUAGUCCACCUUCUGAAUACAGCACCUUUCUCUGCUCUCCUUCAGGAGUUGCAAUAGAAUUGUCCUCCUGCAGUUGUUAGGAACUGGCAUGGUCGUUCUCUCUGUAGUGACACGUGCCAGUGUACUUAAGUAUUGGAGUUUCAGUUCCCUUCCACUGUAGAUAGAGAGACAGCAUAAUACCUCAUGAUACUGAGCAAUAAUAUGCAACACACCCAGGCUACACUUUGCCCAGGGAAUGUGAAGGGAAGGGGGUGGUAUUGUAUGGUACCUGCGACUCCUUCUACUGUCCAUCCAACUGUUCUGAUGCUGUUCUGUGUGUUCAUUUGAUUGUGAUGACUUUCAGAGGACCGUGACUUUGUGCAAUCUGUAUACUAAAUAUUUGUAUUAAAUACAUAUCUCAAUGCU